Solanum verrucosum is the source of this 114-nucleotide messenger RNA. Its product is annotated as dolichyl-diphosphooligosaccharide--protein glycosyltransferase subunit 4A-like. The record is from RefSeq and is a predicted model, not a curated record. The transcript has a single exon. NCBI's taxonomy places the organism in Eukaryota, Viridiplantae, Streptophyta, Magnoliopsida, Solanales, Solanaceae. The coding region runs from base 1 to 114 and encodes 37 amino acids.
AUGAUUGACGACCAGGACCCGGGUUUCUUUGCCAACUUUCUUGAUAUCUUUAUUUUUGUGUUGGUGAUUGCUUACCAUUGUGUGAUGUCAGAUCCCAAAUAUGAAGGCAAUUGA